Messenger RNA from Ectocarpus siliculosus, 1434 nucleotides. NCBI's taxonomy places the organism in Eukaryota, Phaeophyceae, Ectocarpales, Ectocarpaceae. The record is from the annotation of a GenBank genome assembly.
GUCCUCGGAUCUACGUUCCCAUUUCCUCUUUCGGCGCCGACAGCAUGCAACGACCCUCUCUGCACCAUCUCCACACCUUGUCCAUACUUGUACUGCUACAUCACUGCCUCGAACAUGCAGUCGUCACAGGGCAGCAGAACUCGGGUCAUGGGAUCCGAAUGCCGGCUGCUCCGAACACAAUGGGAGGCUUGCGGUAGGGAUCAAACUGGGAAUGUGCACAAGGGGCUUCCCGACCACGGGCUCAACUGCAGAUUUGGAGGCCAUCAAGGUUCCACAGCAACCGACGUCGAAAGAGAUCCCAAACAACGCAGAAGCAGCACGGACGCGGAUGCCAAUUUUUCCCGAAGUUGGGACAGCUAUUUUCAUUCUGGACCGGCUGGGUGUCAGCAUGAAGAGGGGACUCCGAGUACCUACCGGUGGCGAGGAACUGACUGGGGCAAAAACCUUGACGGCCUGGUGCUAGCCUGGACUCACGCGAUCUCAAACGGCAACGGCGACAUCGCGGUUGUGGUCGAGCCCGAUGGUCUCGCGCCUGAAGGCGGCGCGUGCCCCGCCGACAACGAGCACGGAGACGAGGAGGCUGGUGGGUGGCCGCGCUUCUUCACGCCGAUGGCGCACCUCUGCGUGUUCAGCUCGCAGCAGGAUUUUCACGACUUCUUGGCUACUCGAGACCUAAACCAACCGCCAGAUGGGCGACACCUUGGCAUGGACGAAGACGAAGGCGGUGACCCGCCGCAUGCCUGGGGUCAGGACCCAGACAUCAGAAAGGCCCUGGAGGGCACGGCGACGGAUCAAGCACAGGCAAUGGCGAGGGUCCUACACUACUUGCUCUCGCACGUCCAACCGCGUCUCCAAGGCAAAGUUCAGGCUGUCCUUCAUGAGCCGGAUGUAGCCUUUUUCUCCGACAAACCUGGGAAGUACGUGGGCAUGUUCGUACGCAAGACGGAAGGGCGGACGUACAAGUCACUCAAGAUGACCGAAACGUUGGAUUGCUUCGAAAAAGCGUUCAAGUACAUCGAAGACUUGGACAGGUUCUCGGCCGGUCAUAUCAGCUUUUCGGAGAUUACCGGAAUUUUCUUGGUCUCCGAAGACACCACUGCCCUGCCAGAGGCCAAGAGUAUCGUGCGCCGGUACUUUGGAAAAGUAAAGAGUGAUAAGGUUGUUCAGCUGGUUGCCGCUGAUCCGGGGCCGUCCGCCACGGAGGGUGAGGUCGAUCUGCGCAGCAGUUGUGGAACCUCCGAUGGCGAGAGAGAAAUGGCGUUGAAACAGACUCUGGUGGAGUUGCAACUGUUGGCACAAGCCGACGUGUUCGUGGGAGUUGCCUCGGAAAGCUUUAGCAAGCUCGUGUUCCUCAUGCGAGAGACCCUCCAGUUCGCCAGAAAGACAUCGCUCAGCAUGGACGAGACGACGCCGUUUCCCGGGAUGUUCCGCUAG